AUGAAUGCCGACAGCAAGUCAAAAACCUUGAAGCCAAAAAUCGAACACUGGAAGAUCAAGCUGCUCGAGGACGGGCUGCCCGAGCUGCCCGAGCCGAACGAGAAAAAGCUGAACGAGAGCGAGCUUUACAACAACAAAUCACACAGCUCGAACGCGAAAAGCAAGACCAAGUCGCAGGCGAACGAGAGAUUAGAGAACAAGCCGAAGAACAAGCCCGCGAACGAGCUGCCGAAGUACAAAAUUCCCGCCAAGAAAUUACACAGCUCCAAGGUCGAAUUCAAACAAUGGUUGAUCAAGUCGCCCGCGAAGGAGAGCUUCGGAACCAAGCUGAAGAACGAGCCCAAGAACGAAUCACACAGCUCGACCGUGAAAAGCAAGAAUUGA
Messenger RNA from Talaromyces amestolkiae, 384 nucleotides. RefSeq lists its product as uncharacterized. The coding region runs from base 1 to 384 and encodes 127 amino acids. The transcript has a single exon. NCBI's taxonomy places the organism in Eukaryota, Fungi, Ascomycota, Eurotiomycetes, Eurotiales, Trichocomaceae. The record is from RefSeq and is a predicted model, not a curated record.